Messenger RNA from Lottia gigantea (owl limpet), 1344 nucleotides. RefSeq lists its product as hypothetical. Gene Ontology annotation, molecular function: nucleic acid binding. The record is from RefSeq and is a predicted model, not a curated record. Bases 1 to 1344 code for a protein of 447 amino acids. Lineage: Eukaryota; Metazoa; Mollusca; Gastropoda; Lottiidae. The transcript has 4 exons.
AUGCCCAAAAAGAAAAUUAAAGAAAACAGAACUAAUGAUCCUGGAUUUUGGGCAGCAGGUCCAAACAGUCGUAUAAAAUUUAAAGUAGACAUCGAAGAAGGAACAUGGCUCCAUCCAAGUGAAAUCAUACAAGAUAAAACCAAAGCUGGUGAUGAUAAAGGGGUUGUUAAAUCUAAAAAGCGAAAAUCUCUAGAAGAAGAGGUACCGGUACCUACAAAAUCCAAGAAAAGGAAAUUGAAAAAAAAAAAGAAAAACUCUCAGGAACUCCACACCCAGAACACAGGCAUAGAAGAUGUAGAGCAGUUAAGGGAUGAAUAUGAAAGUAAUACAGAAUGGAAUAUAAGAAGAAGCUUUUUAACAGAACACAUGGAAACCAUGACCUUAGAUAGAUUAAUAUGUCUAUCAAAAUGUUUUAUAAACUAUGAAAUUUAUGGUAAUAUUUAUCCUAAAGAAGUAAUGUUAAUGUUAACAAAUAUGAAAGCAGCUAUAGCUGAUGUAAUCCCUGACAGAAAGGAACGACUUAAAUCCCAAUAUGAGGUUGAAUUUGUGAAGCCUGCCAAACCUGAAUCUAAAAUAUCAGAUGCUUUUACAUUGGAAAAUCUUGAGAAAAGUAAACCUGACUCCAAUUGUAUCAGUAAAUUUUUUGAAGCGUGUCAAAAAGUCAAGAUUGAAUUAAGAAAAAUAAAUGAACACCUGAAAGAUUUCUAUUUUAGAGAGUUAAAUGAUGAGAGUUUUGACUUUCCUCUAAAUUGUAUGCAUCAAACUUGUGCCUUUCUUAAAGUAAACAUUUGCUGGACGAUGAAGUAUAAAACUAUUGUGGAUGCUGAUAAUGAUAUGUUAUCAAAAGACUCGGUAAUGGAAGAUAAAGAAAAAGUAUCUAAUGAGAUUGAACAUGGGAAGAAAUUAGGAGAUUCAAAUAUUGGUAGCAAAUUAAUGAAGAAGAUGGGUUGGAGUGGAGGGGGUAUUGGUAAAAAUCAGCAAGGCAGAGCAGAGCCAGUAUUGAUCAAUAAAGUUGUAGAAAGAUCAGGUUUGGGUGCUGAUGGUAAAUCUUCCCAAAAGGAACUUAAAAAUGUUGUGUUUAAAAUUGUGAAUGAUUAUUAUCAUUCUAAUGAUGACACAGAUAUAGCUUUUGCUCCAGAUUUUUCAAGUUUCGAGAGAAAAGUUAUUCAUGAUGCCUGUCGUAAAUUUGGAUUGAAGAGUAAAAGUUAUGGAAGUGGAGAUGAUAGAUAUCUAGUGAUCAGUCGUCAGAGAACGCCACAAGAACUAUAUCAGUAUGUCUUAUCAAAAGGGGGAGAAACACAUAAAUAUAAACUCAUACCACCCUUAUUGCCAGAAUUCAAAUAA